CGUCUGAAUGUGCUUCAUUGGAAUGCUGUCGAGCUCCCUCCUGCAAGCAGACACACGAGGGCGAAGAAUAAGAGUUUGAAUUCUGACGAAAGAUGAACUCUUUACAAGGAUUUAACAUCAAGAUGACACGUUUCAGGGACGCACAAGGUGACUGAUUAGGAGCACGUGGGUGUUCAGAAAUCCAGAGACAACCACCCUCAACGUCAUAUUUGUUACUCUACUCUUAUUCUGUGAUUCUACAUUAGUGUAAAACAGUAGAGUGAGGAAAACAGAAGGAAAUGCAAAAGACCACAAAAGAAGGACAGUGCCUCUUUGCUUUUUCAACAAAUAAGAUAAUCAAAUCAAUGGCAGGCUAAAGCAGAUAAUGAGUUUGUUGUAAUGAAUGGAAUGCCAUUCUUGUAAAUCAAGUCGCACAAACUGAGAAUCUACCAACAAUGCAGGGAAAGGAACAUGUCCCUCAUCCAUUUAUUUUAAUCAAAUGAUUCUAAGCUUGGAUUAACUCACAACUGGAGAGCUACACAGGACAGCUAUACAGUAAACAUGACUGACAACGUGAGCUCCAGAGUUGACACCCCAACCAACAUUUCCCUUAGCCCUAGUGUUGCCAUUUCCCAGUCCCUGGAGUACAAGACGGUGUCAGUGUUUUUGGUACUGCUUGUGUGUGGGGUCGGCAUUGUGGGAAACAUUAUGGUGGUUCUUGUUGUCCUGACUACACGCUACAUGAGGACACCUACCAACUGUUACCUGGUGAGCCUGGCUGUAGCUGACCUGACAGUAUUGGUAGCAGCUGGACUUCCCAACAUCUCAGACAGUCUCACAGGCACCUGGGUGUUUGGACACGCCGGUUGCCUGGGGAUCACCUACUUGCAAUACCUGGGCAUCAAUGUGUCAUCCUGCUCCAUCACCGCCUUCACUGUUGAAAGGUACAUUGCUAUAUGCCAUCCAAUGAAGGCUCAGACUGUGUGCACAGUGUCCAGGGCUAAGAAGAUUAUUACUGGGGUUUGGAUAUUCACCUGUGUGUACUGCAUCUUAUGGUUUUUCCUUGUGGAUAUUCAGGUGAGCCUGGAUGGACAUGUUCAGUGUGGGUACAAGGUGAAGCGGGAGCUCUACCUGCCCAUCUACCUCAUCGACUUUGCCAUUUUCUACGUCAUCCCAUUGCUUCUAGCUAUCGUCCUCUAUGGGCUGAUAGCGCGGAUUCUCUACCUUGGACCUCUGCCAAACCAACCAGACACCUGUACCACAUUGCGUCGAAGCUGUCGAGAAGUCUCAGAAGUCGAAACAAGGGCUCGCCCACGCCGUCCAAAGGGUGCCCUCUCCUCCAGGAAACAGGUGACAAAGAUGCUAGCAGUCGUGGUGAUCCUAUUUGCUCUGCUGUGGAUGCCAUACCGAUCAUUAGUUUUAAUCAACUCUUUUGUGUCCACACCCUAUCUCGAUGCCUGGUUUUUGUUGUUUUGUCGGACGUGCAUUUAUGCCAACAGUGCAAUCAACCCAGUCAUCUACAAUGCCAUGUCUCAGAAGUUCCGCUCAGCAUUUCGUGGGUUGUAUCACUGCAAGCAGCAAGAAGGAACACAGAGGAUAUUGUCAGCAAUUCCGGCAGGCUUCAGCACAGUCCGUGACCAACGUACCUCGCUGUCUAAUAUCAGCGGAACCAAUGAAGAAGUCAAAAGAGCCAUUCCAAAUACUAUAACAAAUGUUAACUCAAGAUGCAAACAAAAUGGUAAAGGUCAUCAAGAGGCGAAGAUAUUAAAUGGCAACAAAGAAGCCAAUUUUAGCAGAUCGGCUGCUUUUGCUGGUAGUUUAGAGGUGAGUUCGGUUGACACAUCUCUACUAAAUGAUAUAAAGGUGGAUCAUUCUCCAUCCAAAGAUGACGCAGAUCGUUUUCCAGACCCAUGUAUAGCAAAAAGUCAACUGGACAUUAUGUAAAUACACAAAUAUGUAAUGAUUUUUAUGAAUUUGGGCGAUUUCAUGUGCAAAACGAAAAAUAAAUGUGUAAGCGCUACUUAUUUUUAAAUAUUGUAGGGAAAUCUAAAAUGAAAGCAGUCUAUUUUAAGUAAUAGUAGUCUCUAGGGAUGAGCCGGAUGCUCGUUUUAGACGAGUGUCCGUUACGGAUAAUGCAUUUGUACAGAGUACGAGCCUCAAACGACUGCAGCUGGUCGUUAUCCGUGAUCGUGAUGAAAAAAAAUCCUCAUUGGGUAACUACUUAUGUAUUCACUCUUCACACUCUGUGAUUGGCCAGUCACACAGCGACCGCCCCUCCCUAGACAGCCAGAGAGAGGAGCCAUGCGUCUCACUCUUUCACACACAGACACAAAACAGACAGUGUGCUUGGCUCGACUCCAGCUCAUGUUCUCUAUUUUCUAUUUUGGUUUGUAUGAUAUUUAAAGUUAGUUGGUCGACUUGUUUCGUUACGUACGCGGUACAUGUGACAAGACGGAGCGUCGGUCGCUGCCAGUGUUUGGGGUUUUUUUCCGUCUGCUUGCUUCUAAUUUGGCUGGUGAUAUAAAGUCGGUUGGAAAACUCUGCUCGUAGUCCUGAACGCGGGGCUUUUGAGGAAACUACAGUGAACAAGGCUGACAGAUUGUUUCCCUGUUUGCCACCACUGGAUGUUUGCAUGAAUCACCGACUUCACACAGAUCAUUGAAAAAUAAUUAAAUAAUGAAGUCUUAAAGAUAACUUACACACAUACACAGGACACAAAUAGCUGAAUAAUAAACAAUAAAUAUAGCAACUUCUGAUCAAUUCAUGUCAAUUUCAGACAUUAAAAUAAUGUACUGAUUUAAGCCCCACCUAUUUCCAGUUAAACCACGCCCACUUCCGGUUUAUGCCACACCCACUCAGAGUACAGAUGCGGAUACGACCAUGGGUGAAAAGAUACAGAUACACAUAGUGGUGUACUCGCUCAUCCUUAGUAGUCUCCCCCUUAUAGUGCUAAGAUGUUUUUUCACACAUUAUUGUUUUUAUUUAGAUCUUAGAAUAUUUGAAGUGACAUAAGACUUUUUCCAGCGAAGUGCUGAUCUGCUCAGCAUAAUUUCUCUAGAUUUCAAAGAAUUACAAUAAAGUCACCCCUCGUUUAUCACGGUUAAUUGGUUCCAGGCCUGACAGCGAUAAAUGAAUUUCUGUGAUAAUGGAUGACAUAAUAAUACAUUUAAUAUUUUCAUAGGUAGAGCAUAGAAAACUGUUUACGAUGUUCAAAAUAUGGUUUUUAACAUUAUUAGAGCCCUGUAGACAUGAAAUAACGCCCAUGUAGUCACCUCUACACUCCUUUUACUUCUUGUUUACAAAAUGUUGCUCAACUCGAGACGGCCGCUAGCUAGCGAGCAAACCAGUUAGCGAAUUUAUUUCCUCUAAACUUAGGAAGCCAAAAACCUUUUACUCAGUUAUUUUCUGUGUUCUGCAUGGACUUUGUGAAUAAAUUCAUUGUCUAUGGUUAGAUCUGGAAAUAAUCAAAUCCUUUUUGAGUAAUGCACUUUUACUAGAUUUUUAUCUUUCACAAAUGUUAGACUUAAAUUGGAGCACAAGUUUAUGUAUUUGUUGUACGUUUUAUUGGUUUUGCUUUCUCCAAAAGAUUACCACAAGUGCUGUGAUAAUAUUGAGGUAGUUGGCAACAACAGAGCAACAGCAGGACGUUUUAUGUCUGUUUUACUUGAAUCAACAAUUGCUGUUACGAGGCGAUCAAGCCAGUGUGACUGGGGACCCGUGAGGGAUAUUAUCACAGUGAACUAUAAAUUACACAUAGUAAAACAGUCAAUACAUCCCUGUGGGGUUUUCAUCAUGUUUAAAACAAAACCAACAUCGAAAGACAUGUUGUUGUUUUUUAAAAUCCCUGCUGCUAAAGGCUGACAAAAUCAACUGUCACCAGUUGUUGGGAUGGGGGUUCUAAAGCCUGGCCCAGCCGAGUGGUACCCAGUGAAGGUUACAGUUUUGUCCUGUGCGAAAACUUUGUAUUGCAAACACUUGAGCUACCAAGACUGCAUAAAAUUGUGUCAAAUAUCUGUGAAUGAUCUUAAAUUGUUGGGUAUGUUUUUGCAUGAUAAUAGUCAAUAUAAUCACUUGCCAAAACUUUUGACUGCAGUUUAGCAAUCCUUAUGAAGUUGUGACAUCAAGUUCACAGGAGCAGAAAUGUUUAAAUGUGUCAAAACAAUCUAAGCAGUAUUUUAGUACUAAAAGUAAAGUUAAAAAAAAAAAAAAUGUUCUUUUUUGACUGUACUUUGACUGACUGUUGAUAUUGUACUAUUACACCUGUGAGUGUCAUAUGGCUGAUAGAACGAAAUGUGUGUUUGCCGAAAAAAGCGACGUGAUGCUUUUGUACAGCAAUGACGUAUUAAUGGUCAUGUUAAAUGUAAAAAAAAAAGUAAAACUGCUAAUUGCUGACGUUUGAUUGUAACUUUGUCUAGCUGCUACUUUUUUCUGUUGACUGUCUACUGAUGUUUGGCAUGCAGUUAUUGUAUUUCACAAAUGUAUUUUUUGACAGUUGGUCACUGCUUUGCAAGUUUUGAUUGAGUUUCAGCCUUUUUUUGUCAAACUACUGACCGUUAAAAUUAAGUAAUUUGAAGGAAAGUGGAAAAAAAUGUUUCGAAUAUGAAACGUUGACAUUUUUGACAUCAGAUUUGCAGAAUGAAAUGUAAUGAAAUGACAUCCCCAAUACUGCAGUCAGUACAUGCUGUGAAUGUUUUAUAGUUAGUGGAAUAUAUACCGUUUUAUUCCUACUUUUUGUAGUUUGAAGUGUUAUUUUCAUGGUGUGAAUGUCAAUGUCAUAAGAGAUGAUAUUUACGAAGAAAAUUAGUUUAAGAUCUGUUAUUACUCAGCCCUGGAAAGCUGCUUUGUUGUACCGUGCUUUCAGAAUAUGAUCAUAUAUUUCGAUGUUUGGGUUUUAAAUUUUCUUUUUUUUUUUUUUAUCUUUGAGUUCUUGAUUGUUGUUUGGUUCUUGGUUCUCUCCUGGUGUCUGUAAAGUACAGUGACUUAUUUUUUAUCAUGAAAUAAUCAUGAGUGUCAAUAAA
Molecule: messenger RNA, 4997 nt
Organism: Dunckerocampus dactyliophorus (ringed pipefish)
Lineage: Eukaryota; Metazoa; Chordata; Actinopteri; Syngnathiformes; Syngnathidae
Gene: trhr2
Product: thyrotropin releasing hormone receptor 2
Exons: 6
Coding region: 541-1923 (460 amino acids)
Biological process (GO): phospholipase C-activating G protein-coupled receptor signaling pathway
Cellular component (GO): membrane
Molecular function (GO): thyrotropin-releasing hormone receptor activity
Source: RefSeq, a predicted model, not a curated record